Messenger RNA from Contarinia nasturtii (swede midge), 1386 nucleotides. It is a transcript of the gene ringer, whose product is annotated as tubulin polymerization-promoting protein homolog. The record is from RefSeq and is a predicted model, not a curated record. Gene Ontology annotation, molecular function: tubulin binding. Bases 141 to 707 code for a protein of 188 amino acids. Gene Ontology annotation, cellular component: microtubule. The transcript is spliced from 2 exons. Gene Ontology annotation, biological process: microtubule polymerization; positive regulation of protein polymerization; microtubule bundle formation. Lineage: Eukaryota; Metazoa; Arthropoda; Insecta; Diptera; Cecidomyiidae.
UUUAGCUCACUAUUUUGAUGUGGUGGUAUUCCCUGAAACAUUCACCAAUGAUUCAUUGGCAAUGAAAAGUUUAAAACUCAGUUAAUAAAAAAAUACUGCUGGUGAGACUUUUUUACUUUUUGUUUUGAAUUUCAGAUUGAAUGAGAAUGGCGGCUGAUGCACCAACUAUAGAUACAUCUCUUGCAAACCUGUCAAUUGAAGAGAAUGGCAAAUGUAAUGGCGCUAAUCCCGAAUUCAAAGAGCAAUUUAAAGCAUUCUCGAAAUUUGGUGACACGAAAUCCGAUGGUAAAUUGAUUACACUAUCACAAAGUGAUAAAUGGAUGAAACAAGCAAAAGUCAUCGAUAAAAAAAUCACAACCACCGACACCGCCAUUCAUUUCAAGAAGUUGAAAUCAUUAAAAGUUGGUUUUGUUGACUAUAACAAAUUCCUCGACGAUUUGGCCACGACAAAGAAAGUAGAUUUGGCUGAAGUUAAAAAUAAAUUGGCUAAUUGUGGGUCGCCGGGUCUCGCUCAAAUUUCCAAUAAUGGAAAGGCGGCUGCUGCUAUAAGUCGAUUAACAGACCCAUCGAAAUAUACAGGUUCGCACAAAGAACGUUUUGAUGAAACAGGCAAAGGAAAAGGAAUUGCUGGGCGAAAAGAUAUCGUUGAUAAUGCUGGAUACGUUUCAGGAUACACGCAUAAAGAUACCUAUGAUAAAACACAUUAAUUAUCUUUUUAAGCAAAAACUCAGCCUCUUUCUAUAUUUUCGUGCAACUAUUUUUUAAUGUCUUAUUGAGAGAUACAAAACAUAACCUUUUCUCUUUGAUUGAAUUAUAUAUGAUCGAUUCCUUUAUGUUUAAGUAUCAUUUUUUUGUUUGUUUUUUUUUUUUUGUUCAAAUAAAUAUUUGUAUUUUAACGCUAUAAACAUUCGAAGUGAAAAUCAUGUUUGACCAGAGAUGAAUGAAUCAAUCUCCAAAAUCAUUUUGAAUACAAAGAUUGCAAUAUCUAUUGAAUAUAUCGAGAAGAGAUUAUGUUAUUCGGCGCUUUUGGCUGAGUAAUGUCUAAAUAAAAACAUACUCUCCUCUCGAUAUUUUCAAUAGAUAUAAUCAUGUUCAUAUUCACAUUUAAAAAUAAAACAAAUAGACAUUAACCCUCCUAGGUAUAGAAGGUGAAAAAAUUGAAUAAAAAUCUAAUGGUAAGUAAAUUAAAAAAAAUCAAAAUUUCUCGGGCAGAUUAUUCGUAUAGAAGUUUAUAAUUCAUGUGCAUACUGUUUCUAUCAUAAAAUAAUUGUAUAUGUUGUGGACAUUUGAUAAAACCAAAUCUCACCUAGAACGUAUAGUGGCGGUCCAUUGGAUGACUCAUAUAAACAUUAAAAAAUAAAACAAUUCAAAACUAUCAACAAUGCA